AUGCUCCAACAACCAGGCAGUUCCACUGAUGACCUGCAGCACUGUCCAGCCUACAGUAGUCCCGACUGUGGCUUCGCCGAUCUCUUCGUGGUCAACGAUGGCAAGGACACACCGCGGGCGGAUGACUUGGGGGGCUCGUUCAAGUUCUCCAUGGAGCUCGGGCCGUUCACGUUCGCCCCCACGCCCACCUUCCGUGGCAACAGCAUUUCUGUCGAUGACUACCCGCUCAUCCCUGGCCAGUUCCUCUCGGCGGCACCGGUCGUAAAUUCCGCCAACCUGGAGGUCACGGAGGUCAGGGACCUGAUUCUGCGGCAGGGCGACAUCCCGGCCUACCCGACUGGCCACACUCUGGGCACACCGCGUUACGGGGUCGGUCGGGGGUACUCUACCAACGGGGGGCUAGGGUGUGCUGUGGAGGCAUGGUGGGAGAGGGCCACCAACGGCGGAGAAGACAUGGGCGUCCCCGUUCACCUGGCCGAGAAGAACGGCAGAUGGAGGGUCGGCCGGGGAUGGAUGUGCACCUUGGGACGAAGUCCGAGGGUGGCGGGAGGGUGGAAGGUCCAUCUUCCGUGGGACUCCCACGGGAAGGCCCUGAAGGCGGCGUCGUUGCAGCUCGGCGACGGCAGCGUGGUGAUGUCCACGGAGGACGGCCACAUCCUGUGGAGCUCUUCGCCCUCGCCGUGA
Molecule: messenger RNA, 684 nt
Organism: Ectocarpus siliculosus
Lineage: Eukaryota; Phaeophyceae; Ectocarpales; Ectocarpaceae
Source: the annotation of a GenBank genome assembly